Molecule: messenger RNA, 795 nt
Organism: Ambispora leptoticha
Lineage: Eukaryota; Fungi; Glomeromycota; Glomeromycetes; Archaeosporales; Ambisporaceae
Source: the annotation of a GenBank genome assembly
AUGAAUAUUUUAAUCGAAGGUACAGCAAGUGGAGAUCCAGACCUUCACAUUGCUGACACGAUGGGGUUAGAAGCUUUAGAGGAUGAAAUGGAAGAACGUGGUGAAGACCCAGUUUCUGACGGAGAACAUAAUCACAACCAUCAACCGGUAACAACCACGACGGUAGAAAUCAAUAAACCACCUAGAAAAAAGACAGCAGCCUCCUCAAAGUUGAAUCAAGCAGCCGAAAUCAACGAAAAAAUGCUGAGAAUGGAGGCGGAAUUAGAGUCAUGCAAGGAAAAACUCUAUCAAGAAUAUAUGAACGAGAUCAUAAAUGAGAUGAAAGGAAUUCAGGAUGGCACAAGCCCAGAAUAUGAAGAACGAUUACAGAUGCUCAUUGAAGAGCGAGAUGCUACCAUAUUUAGAGCCAACACGUAUCGAGAAUAUUUGAUUGAAAUUUCUGAGAGAAUUUUUGAUGAAGAAGUAGCACAAGCCGAACAAGAUUAUGAGCGUGAACGACAAGACUUGAUAGAAAAGCUUUUGGCUGAUGUUGAAGAUAGACGAAGAAGAUUAAAGGAGGAACAAGCCAAUUACGAUUUAAUGCAUGAUUCGACUUUCGAAGCAAGCACAAGACAAAAUUCACGUAAAUUACGAGAACGAAUUGGCAUCAAGGAGGUUGAGCCAAAACCAAAACGACCAAAAGCAUCCGUAAAAGUCGCACAUGAUGAAUACAUUAGUGACUUGGCCGAAAUGUGGGAUGAUCCUUUGAAUCCCUCAAAGAAAUCUGCAUCAUCUCACAAGAAAAAGAAUGCUUAG